Exophiala spinifera is the source of this 1008-nucleotide messenger RNA. RefSeq lists its product as uncharacterized. Lineage: Eukaryota; Fungi; Ascomycota; Eurotiomycetes; Chaetothyriales; Herpotrichiellaceae. The record is from RefSeq and is a predicted model, not a curated record. The coding region runs from base 1 to 1008 and encodes 335 amino acids. The transcript is spliced from 3 exons.
AUGCGGCUCCUUCGGAUCAUGCUGCUGACGAUGCCGGUAUACCAGGCUCUGGUCGCAAGCGGGUUCGUGUUGCUUGCGAUAGCUGCCUCGGGCGCCUCGAACUGCCACUAUACGGCGUCGACUGCGUCUUCUGUUAUCCCCAGCAUGUCUUCACAUGCCGAACUUGUGAACGAAGAUCAAGCUAACAGCUUAUCAAAUUGUCACGGCCUCACUCCAAACACGUCUCCGGACCAUGACGGACCGCAAGGCCCUGACUUCGCAACACAGCACCCAAACUUGAACGUCCCGCCAGCGUUGGAUUCGGCCAUGGAAGGACUUCAAAGCUACCCAAACACGAUAUCCUUGCAGUUUCACGAGCAACCAGCAGCGCCGGUUUAUGAUCCGGGAGCUACAAACCACAACCACAUGUCACUUGAAGAGGACAUGCUCUACACGAUUCCAGACGGCGACGGCAUAAACGACUUCUGGCAGAUGCCUAAUAUGAACAGCCAGUUUUGGUUCGACGGAUCCGACUUUGCCUGGACCGACAACUUUUUGGAUUCGAACUCACCCCUUCUAGACCAUGUUCUUUCUACCUCGAUGCAGAAUUUCACAGCAAUCAUGCAAGAAUACUUUGAUAGGAAAUCCCGUGCUCCAUCUCCAUCGCUCAACAAAGCUAGCAAGAUGUGGUACUCGGCGCCGCCAAACCUGGACGACCAUAACAGAGAUAUUGUGAGAGUAUUCUUACAAAUCUUUCGUCGAAAUAUCCCGCAGGCCUUCUCCCUCUUCGAAGAUUGUGCGGUGACCCGAAAAAGCAAAGCCGAGUACACACUCGCCAUUGCUGCUAUAGGCGGGCUGUUUUGUAAUGUUCCUGGCAGCUCCGAAGUCGCGAAGUCCAUGUACAACGAUGCACGACGGUUACUAUUAGCGUCCUUCAACGCCAGAAGUUCUCUUGACGAUUUGUCGGCAAAUGCUGAUGACAAGCUUACUGUGGUCAAGACGGUACGCAUAAACUGCCCUUAUAUCUAG